Ostreococcus tauri is the source of this 1506-nucleotide messenger RNA. Its product is annotated as unnamed product. Bases 1 to 1506 code for a protein of 501 amino acids. The transcript has a single exon. The record is from RefSeq and is a predicted model, not a curated record. Lineage: Eukaryota; Viridiplantae; Chlorophyta; Mamiellophyceae; Mamiellales; Bathycoccaceae.
AUGUCGGCUCCCUCUCGCCGUGGCGAUGCGGUCGUCGACGAAGUCUCUCGACGAAGCAAACCGUUGAAACAAGAACCAUCGAGCUCGGAAACGGACAGAACGCUCGCGUGUCCGAGCGACGACGAGCAUCGACCGUGGGGGACGCCCACGAAGGAGGCGGUGGAGAGAUUCGCGGAGGAGCUCGAGGUGGUGCUAGAGGAGAAGCGAAGGGCGGAGGAAAACGAGGCGAAAGCUCUUUGUCAAAGGCAAGAAGCGACACUCGCGUACGAGCGACAGAGAGCGCGAGCGUUGCAGAGCGCGAAGGAAGUGCACUUUGCACAAGGCGAGAUUGUUCGGUUAACGAAGAAGAUCAACGAGUUACAUACAGUGAUUAGGGGUCUGCGAGAGGAGUCUGCGAGUGUUCGCGAAAAGUUGAAGAAGGCUGAGCGACGCUUUGAGGAAGAACGAGGAAACGUCGAGGAGGCUCGGCGGAUGAUAUCGGAGCAGCGAAAGGAUUUACAAAGUGAGCGUCAAGCGCUCAAGUACAAAGACGCAGAGAUUUCUCGCCUGCAAUCUGCACUUCAAAAAUUGAGCAUGUCUGGGUACGGGAAGAGCGAAAACGUCAAAGAGGAGCAACACGCCAAGCGAAUCGUAGAGUUAGAGAAGAAAAUAGUACAGCUCGAUGUGACGCUUUCGAGACAGCCAACUACUCCGGCGCGAUCGAGCGAUCGUGAACUAGAGCUCAUCGUUCAAGAGCUCGCUCGUGAAGAGUUGAAAUCUCGCACACACGCGGAAGCUGCCGAGAAGCUUGCGUUUGAUUUACGCACGCAGCUUGAUGCAAAAACGGCAGAAGUCAUCAAUUUACGUUCUCACUUCGAGCUUCUGGAGAAGCAGACGCCAAUGUCGCGAGGUCGUCAAACUUACACGAGUCGAAGCGGUACAUCGAUUGAGGAGCUGGACUGCAAUCUUCAGCAAAGCUGCGAAUGGGCCGAGUUACUUUGCGAACGCCUUUCGACGGCGAUGUCUUCGGGAGAGUUCUCUGCUCGCGCGACUCCACCUUCUCGACGGACGACGGGAACGCCCAUGAGCGCGGUGAGCGAUAAUUCUGAGGAGCGAAUUCGUGAGCUGCAAACAGCGCUCAAUGAGCAGAACUCGAGACGCGAUUCCGCGGAAAAGCUUGCGGCGAAAGCAUCAGGUGAGGUCUCGGCGCUUCGACAAGCGCUGGUGACCGCAGAACGUAUAGCAUCUGCCGCAGCGGCGAUGGCCCACACAAAAGGCAUCACAGGAGCAUACGUCGCAGGUACCUCACCGGCUUCGGAUUUGAUGACUCCCACUGCAAGUAGGCUGCCUUCUUUCGGGUACACAACGGUGACCACGGCUGCGACGAGUGGUGAUCCCACAGAUCUCAUACACGAGCUAGAAAAGGCGCGUCAUACCGCUGUCAAAGAGCGAAAACAAAGGGAGGAUGCAGAGGAGACCAUUCGACGUUGGUCGAAAUUAGAGGAUAGUUUCACACCUAGCCAUUAA